Molecule: messenger RNA, 5148 nt
Organism: Monodelphis domestica (gray short-tailed opossum)
Lineage: Eukaryota; Metazoa; Chordata; Mammalia; Didelphimorphia; Didelphidae
Source: RefSeq, a predicted model, not a curated record
AGGAAGGACGAGACCCGGAUACGCGUCACUUCUGCUGACUGCCGCCUCCUGGGCUCGGCUGUAGCCGUCAGGCUGAGCCCCGCGUUUCAGGCCGGGGUGAGUGGAGAAGGCGAGGGGCCGCUGGGUGCUGGCUCUGGAGCCUCGGGGCAGGGAAGGCAGCGUCGGCGCAGAUCAUGAAAGCAGUGAAAGCCAGGAGUCAACAUUAAAGCAAGGCCUUUCCAUAAAAGAGUCAUCCCAAGAAAGACUCCAAAGGGAUACUUCCUAUGGAUCCAAGUUGAGAGAAACUUGGAAAUGUUAUAUCAUAUUAGAGGGAGAGCAGGAAAAGGAGAAAUAUUCUGGACAAGAAAAAACCACCCAAAGGAAAACUCUCAGCAAAGUGAGAGGCCAACAAUAUAAUAAAUGUGGAAGAAGCUUCAGUUUAGAUCCAUUCCUUUUCCAACAACAGAGAGUAUUCAUAAAGAAGAGUCUUCAUAUACAUAAUAUACAUAUAAAAAGCUUUAGGAUGUAUUCAGACUUAAGGAAAUAUAAUAGAAUUUACUCAAAGAAGAUAUUUUCUAAGUAUAAAAAUGAAUGUCAGAAACCAUUCAGUUAUAGUUCAGAUCUGUUUGAAUUUCAAAAAAUUCAUGCUACAGAGAAACCUUAUGAUUGUAAUGAAUGUGGGAAGGCCUUCCGCCAGAGCACACAACUUAGAAUACAUCAGAGAAUUCAUACUGGGGAGAAGCCUUAUGAAUGUAAUGAAUGCAGGAAAGCUUUCAGCCAGAGCUCACAGCUUUUACAACAUCAGAGAAUUCAUAGUGGAGAGAAGCCUUAUGAAUGUAAUUACUGUGGGAAGGCCUUCCGCUGGAAGUCACAACUUAUUCAGCAUCAGAGAAUUCAUACUGGAGAGAAACCUUAUAAAUGUAAUGAAUGUGGGAAGGCCUUCCACCAAAGCACAGUACUUAUUCAACAUCAGAGAAUCCAUACAGGAGAGAAAGCUUAUGAAUGUAAUGAAUGUGGAAAGUCCUUUCACUGGAGCACACAGCUUAUUGUACAUGUGAGAAUUCAUACUGGAGAGAAACCUUAUAAAUGUAAUGAAUGUGGGAAAGCCUUCCGACGAAGCUCACAGCUUACUGAACAUCAGAGAAUUCAUACUGGUGAGAAACCUUAUCAAUGUAAUGAAUGUGGGAAAACCUUCCGCCAGAGCUCACAGUUGAACCGACAUCAGACAGUUCAUACUGGAGAGAAACCUUAUAUGUGUAAUGAAUGUGGGAAAGCCUUCCAUCAGAGUACAGGGCUUACUCAACAUCAGACAAUUCAUACUGGAGAGAAACCUUACGAAUGUAACGACUGUGGGAAAGCAUUUAGCCUGAGCACAAGACUUACAGUACACCAGAGAAUUCAUACUGGAGAGAAGCCAUAUAAAUGUAAUGAAUGUGGGAAAACCUUUCGUCAGAGUGCAGGACUUACUCAGCAUCAGACAAUACAUACUGGAAAGAGAGCUUAUGAGUGUAAUGAAUGUGGGAAAGCUUUCCGACAAAACUCACAGCUUACUCGACAUCAGGUAAUCCAUACUGGCGAGAAACCCUAUGAAUGUAACAAAUGUGGAAAGACCUUCUGUCAAAGCUCACAGCUUACACAACAUCAAAUAAUUCAUACUGGUGAGAAACCUUAUGGAUGUAACGAAUGUGGAAAAACCUUUCGCCAGAGCUCACAGCUUACUCGGCAUCAAAUAAUACAUACAGGAGAGAAGCCCUAUGAAUGUAAUGAAUGUGGGAAAGCUUUUCGGCGGAGCACAGAGCUUAUUCGACAUCAGAUAAUUCAUACUGGAGAGAAGCCUUAUGAAUGUAGUGAAUGUGGGAAGGCUUUCCGCCGAAGCACAGGACUAGCUGAACAUCAAAGAAUUCAUACUGGAGAGAAACCCUAUGAAUGUAAUGAAUGUGGGAAGGCCUUCCGUCUGAGCAUUGGACUUACUGAACAUCAGAGAAAUCAUACUGGUGAGAAACCCUAUGAAUGCAUUGAAUGUGGGAAGGCUUUCACCCUAAGCACACAACUUAAUCGACACCAGAGAAUUCACACUGGAGAGAAACCUUAUGAAUGCAAUGAAUGUGGGAAAACCUUUCGACAGAGAGCUCACCUUACUCAACAUCAAACAGUUCACACUGGGGAAAAACCUUAUGAAUGUAAUGAAUGUGGAAAGACCUUUAGCAGAAGUACAGGACUUACUGAACAUCUGAGAAUUCAUACUGGAGAGAAACCAUAUCAAUGUAUUGAUUGUGGAAAGACUUUCAGAUUGAGCACAGGACUGGCUGAGCAUCAGAGAAUACAUAGUGGAGAAAAACCAUACGCUUGUAAUGAAUGUGGGAAAGCCUUUAGCCUAAGCAAGCACCUUACUCAGCAUUACAGGAUUCACACUGGAAUGAAACCUUAUGAAGGUAAAGCUUUAGGAAUAUAAUAAAGUAUGAAACAUUUCAGCUAGAUUAUACAUGGAAUAUUAGAGGAUUCCAGGGAAAGGAAAACCUUAUGGAUGAAUUAAAUCUUUCCUAUCUUGAGUCCUCAGCUACUUCCCUUUUCUAAUCCUCAUACUUAUAAUGGAUGAUUUAUGCUUUUAAUUUACUGAGAAUAUUGUGAUAAUCUUAUUGGAAUUUGCUCCUUUAAUUCCAUUCUUAAUUGGGCUUAAACUCUUUCUUCCUUACUAGUGUCACAGAAGAGAUCUCCCUUUUUUAUUAAAGCCAGUUCCUACGCCUGUGCUUUUGACUCCAUCACCUCCUGUUUACUCCGGGGACUUUUUCCAGGAACCUUAUCUUCUCUGACAUGUGUCUCAAACCUGUCCUGUACACUGGCUCUUUCCCAGCUGACUACAAGACAAAGCCAGGUCUUCCCAGUUUACUGGGGACCUAAUCAAGCUACUAUCUUACCUUUUUUCCUCCCUUUCACUGCCAAAUUCAUUUAAAAAGGUGUCAAAAGUCAAUAGUAAUAAUUGACAUUGUAGUGUUUUAAAGAUUAUAGAGUGCUUGAUAGAUGUAAUCCACACCAAUAUGGUGAAAUAAGCCGACUGUUAUUAGCCCUAUUUUUGAGAUGAAGUUGUGGAAGCUUAAAUAGGUUCAGUGAAUUGCCCACUUUCACACAGCUGUUAUACCUCAUCCUUCAUCACUCACCAUCUUAACAUCAUACAAUCUGGACCAACUCUACUGGAAUAGCUUUGACUAACUCUCCAAGGAUCAUAAGAUAAACAAACACACUGGUCUUUUUUAUUCAAUGUGAAUCCUCCGUAACUAUUUGACAUAGUUGUUUGCCUUUUCCUUCUAGAUAAUCUCUGUAUCCUUUCCAUUGAGAUAUAUGUCUUUGGUUAACAGUAAUGACUCCCAUCCACAUUGUGUGUUUGAGGUUUAAGUUGGCGGUGCAAGUAUUAUUACUCCCAUUUUGCAAAUGAGGAAACUGGCGCUGAGAAGCUAAGUCAUUUCCCCUUGGUCUAACAGCUUGGAGUGCCUGAUUGCGAGGCGGGGGUUUUAGUGGACUUGCAAAUUCAAUAUAAGUCAACUAUAAGAUGACAACUAAAAGAACUAAUGUAAUCUCAGGCUGUAUUGAGAGAGAUGAAAUAGUCAGUACUUCAGAAUGGAGAGGCCCCCAGUUCUCUGUCUUGACCCAUCUACAUAUAGAGUAUUGCAUUUAAUUCCGGGCACCUUAGUUAGGAAGGUUGUCGAUUAACAGGAGUGCCCAGAAAAAAGUAACCGCACUGAUGAAUGACUUUGAGUCCUUGCCUUAUGAGGAUUGGUUCAAGGAACAGGCGAUGUUUAGUUUGAAGAAAGUUGAUGGAAGGACAUGAGAGCUGUCUUCAAGAAUUUGAAAGGCUGUCAUGUAGACGAGGAAUUUGAUUUGUUCUGGUUGGUUCCAAAGGUUGGAAUUAAGAUAUAGAGUCACAUGUAGGGUUGAUAUAAGGAAGAACUUAAAAUUGGAGUAAUCUGCAGGUGGAAAGGACUGCUUUGGGAGUUAGUGGCUUCCUUUUCAUUGGGGAUCUCCAAGCAGAGGCUGGAUGACUGUCACUUUUCAGGCACAUAGUGGAAAGAAUUGUUUUGGGGCUAUAGAAUGGACAGAUAUCUCUGAGGUUCCUUCCAGUUGUGAAGAUCUAUAAUUGUGCAAAGGCUUCCCUCUUUAGAGGUUUCUGCCAAAGGUUACAUGCCCACCUUUACAGCAUAAUAAUAAUAGACUUUAUGUAGCACCCACUGUGUGCCAGACACUGUUCUAAGCACUUUACAAAUAUUAAUUUAUUUGGCCUUCAUAAUAGCCUUGGGAGGGAGGUGCCAGGUGCCAGGUAAACAAAUGUUUCUUGAAAGAAAAGACCAGUUGUCGUAAAUGACCACUUGAAAGAUGGUUCAUUCUUAAUCAGAACCUUAGAUUAAAGCUAUCAUGGACAUACAGUAUCAUCUAUCAAACUAACAAAAUUUAUUCAAAAUGAUAAAUUCUAAUAAGGGCAGUUAGGAAGCACAGUAGAUAUGGUGCUAGGUCCGGAGUCAGGAAAACCUAAGUUCAAGUCCAACCUCGGACUCUAGCUAUGUGACCCUGGGUAAGUCACUUAACUUCGACUGCCUCAGUUUCCUCAUCUGUAAAAUGAUCUGGAGAAGAAAAUGGCAAACCACUCCAGUAUCUUUGCCAAAAACAACUGAAAAACAAGAAAUUCCAAAAAUGCUAUGGCCAUAAAGUAAUAGGCACACAGUUACAUUGGCUGGGGAGCUGAAGAUAGGGUCUGUCUUCUGAAAAGUUUGUUUAGCAUGAGCCAUAGAACCAUCCAGUCCUCUUUGGCCCAGUAACUUGCCUAUGAAGACCCAUCAACUUUGAGGAUGCUUGUGGUGGGUGGUGGUGAGGUGGGAGGACUCCUGCUCCUAGAAAAUGAUUCUUUGAAAUGCAAUUCAUAAGAAUAAAAGCCCUAGAAACAACCCUUAUGUCCAAGGAUUAGGGAAGCGUCAGGGCCAACCAGCACAUGACUAUGUGACCUACCGUGAUGCUAUGAGGAAAUUAGGGGAAAAGAAAGAGAAUCUAAAUAGCAAUGUACACCCUGACAGUUCUGUAAAUAAGAGCAACACAAUCCAGACAAAUGUGCAGAAGCAAAGAGGCCAUUUGUGAUACUUGAGCAAUAUCAAGACUUUAAAAAUAAAUGAUUUCGUGUAUGAACAA